This is a messenger RNA of Topomyia yanbarensis, 2261 nucleotides long. RefSeq names its product SUMO-activating enzyme subunit 2 (gene Uba2). The record is from RefSeq and is a predicted model, not a curated record. The transcript has 5 exons. The coding region runs from base 164 to 2122 and encodes 652 amino acids. Lineage: Eukaryota; Metazoa; Arthropoda; Insecta; Diptera; Culicidae. Gene Ontology annotation, biological process: protein sumoylation. Gene Ontology annotation, molecular function: SUMO activating enzyme activity. Gene Ontology annotation, cellular component: cytoplasm; SUMO activating enzyme complex.
GUCGUAGAAGUAAAGCUGUUUUGUUUGAGAGCAGGUUGUCAGCGUUUCAGUUUUAGUUACAUUGAAAAGUUGAAAAUUUGAUGCGAUUUCGUUUCAUAUUGGACUAGGAUUCGCACGAAAGUUCAGAGAUUAUUUUAGGAAUACAGCACGAACAGAAGAGAACAUGGCGGCUCAACUUGCGGGUGUUUUCGAACCGGACUUGCAGACGAAAAUAGCAAAUUCAAAGAUUCUGGUCGUCGGCGCUGGCGGAAUUGGUUGCGAAAUAUUAAAAAACCUCGUUCUGUCCGGGUUUCAGGACAUAGAGAUUAUUGAUUUAGACACAAUCGACGUCAGUAAUCUGAAUCGCCAGUUCCUGUUCCAUAAGGAGCAUGUGGGUAAAUCGAAGGCAAAUGUUGCACGCGAAAGUGCUCUCAGUUUUAACCCGAACGUGAAAAUUAAGGCUUACCAUGACAGUAUUACCACAACCAACUACGGUGUGGGCUUUUUCCAGCAAUUCCAACUGGUUUUGAAUGCUUUGGACAACCGAGCCGCUCGAAAUCAUGUCAAUCGGCUCUGUUUGACUGCUGACGUUCCAUUGAUUGAAUCCGGUACGGCUGGCUACAAUGGUCAGGUGGAACUGAUCAAGCGUGGUCUGACACAGUGCUACGAAUGUACUCCUAAAGCGGCACAGAAGACCUUUCCAGGGUGUACGAUAAGAAACACUCCGUCAGAGCCGAUACAUUGCAUCGUUUGGGCUAAACAUUUAUUUAAUCAACUAUUUGGUGAAAGUAACGAUGAUGAGGAUGUCUCUCCCGAUACGGCUGACCCGGAAGCUGGGGCUGAAGUGGCCGAAACUACGCUGGCAACAGAGGCCAAUGACAAGGGAAAUGUUGAUCGCGUAAAUACGCGGGCCUGGGCUCAGCAGUGUGGGUAUGAUCCCGAAAAAAUAUUCAACAAGCUGUUCUAUGAUGACAUAAACUAUUUGCUGACUAUGUCAAAUCUUUGGAAGAGCCGUACGCCUCCAAAUCCGGCGAAAUGGGAUGCUUUGGAAGAAGAUGGCGAAGCAGCACCGAUUGAUAUGGUUUUGCGCGAUCAAAAAGUCUUGAGCUUGGUCGAGUCUGCAAAGGUGUUUGGGGAAAGCAUCACGGCUUUGAAGGAGGAUUUUGGUAAGCUGGCCGAAGGUGACCAUUUGGUAUGGGACAAGGACGAUAAACACGCAAUGGAUUUUGUCGCUUCCUGUGCAAAUAUUCGCGCACAAAUUUUCAAUAUCCCGCGUAAGAGCCGUUUUGAGAUCAAAUCGAUGGCAGGGAACAUCAUUCCAGCGAUUGCGACUACCAACGCCAUUACCGCUGGAGUUGUGGUAAUGCACGCUUUCCGUGUGCUAAAGGGAGAGCUAGAAAAAUGCAAAUCGGUAUACAUGAGACUUAGACCGAACGGCCGUAACCAGCUGUUUGUUCCGGAUCGCGAUUUGAAUCCACCGAAUCCGAAAUGUUACGUCUGUGCGGCUAAGCCGGAAGUUGUUCUUAAGGUGGACACUAAGAAUGUAACGGUCAAGGAGCUGCGCGACGACAUCUUGAUUAAGGCGCUCAACAUGAUAGACCCCGACGUCAUUAUUGACGGCAAAGGUACGAUUGUGAUUUCGUCUGAGGAAGGCGAAACCGAAUGUAACAACGACAAAAAGUUGGAUCAGUUACAAAUCGUGGACGGUUGCAUUCUGAAGGUAGACGAUUUUGUUCAAAACUACGAACUUACAAUAACUGUUGUGCAUAAAGAUCCUGCUCGGGAUGAAUCAAGUUUUGAUAUUGUGGCUGACGUUGACACGCUUAAACCGAAAGAAAACGAAGAUACGGCUGUCGAUAAUGCACAACCUUCCACUUCCGGUCAGAAUGGGAAUUCAAAACCUUCAAGUUCCUCAGCAGUGGCAAAUGGUGCCAAUGGAGAAGAUGACGAUGACGAUAUGUGUAUUAUUGAAGAAGACACGGAACAGCCUUCUGUUCGCGCAGAGACAGAUAAUGGAGCAGGUCCGAGUAGUGCUACAAGUGGCCAGGAAAAACGUAAACACGAUGAUAGCGAUGCACCCGCUAGUAAGAAGCCGCGCGUCUCAAAUGAUGAGGAUGAUGACGAUCUAAUUGUCAUCAACUAAAGCAAGUGGUGUUAGAUGAAAACAAGAACACCGACAGAUAAUUCUACAGAAUCAAGGCGCAGAAUGUAAGAGUAACCUAAACAAUGUAACACUUCAAUAAAUGUAUCUCAUACAAGUCUCCUGACAAAAAACGACAAAA